Messenger RNA from Quercus lobata, 1066 nucleotides. RefSeq names its product elongation factor 1-delta-like. Gene Ontology annotation, biological process: translational elongation. Lineage: Eukaryota; Viridiplantae; Streptophyta; Magnoliopsida; Fagales; Fagaceae. Gene Ontology annotation, molecular function: guanyl-nucleotide exchange factor activity; translation elongation factor activity. The record is from RefSeq and is a predicted model, not a curated record. The transcript has 8 exons. Gene Ontology annotation, cellular component: eukaryotic translation elongation factor 1 complex; cytosol. Bases 128 to 826 code for a protein of 232 amino acids.
CGAACACCACUCUAUAAAUCGUCCCCUCCUGUAGCACUUUACAAACCCUAGAAAUUCUUCAAUCUUCUCAGCGCCUCUCUCACACAGCACUAAGCUCCUCCAUCUCCGAACCAAAUACUUAGCUAAAAUGGCAGUCACAUUCUAUGAUGUCAAAUCGCCAUCUGGCCUGAAGAAGCUUGACGAUUACCUGCUUACACGCAGUUACAUUACAGGCUAUCAAGCUUCGAAGGACGAUAUCACUGUUCAUGCAGCACUCUCCGAGGCUCCAUCAGCUGAAUUUGUUAAUGUGUCUCGGUGGUACAAUCACAUCGAUGCACUCUUGAGGAUCUCUGGUGUUUCUGAAGAAGGUUGUGGUGUCAUUAUUGAGGGAGCUGCCCCCAUCGAAGAGGAGGCGAUUGCAACCCCUCCUGUAGGUGACACAAAGGCUGCUGCUGCUGAGGAUGAUGAUGAUGAUGAUGUGGACCUUUUCGGUGAAGAGACCGAAGAGGAGAAGAAGGCUGCUGAGGAACGUGCUGCUGCUGUCAAGGCAUCUGGCAAAAAGAAAGAGUCUGGCAAGUCAUCAGUUCUUUUGGAUGUGAAGCCAUGGGAUGAUGAAACUGAUAUGAAAAAGCUUGAGGAAGCAGUAAGAAGUGUUCAGAUGGAAGGGUUGCUUUGGGGAGCAUCUAAACUUGUACCAGUUGGGUAUGGUAUCAAGAAAAUGACGAUAAUGCUUACCAUUGUGGAUGACUUGGUGUCUGUUGACACUCUCAUUGAGGAACAUCUUACAGUCGAACCAAUUAAUGAAUAUGUCCAGAGCUGUGACAUUGUAGCCUUCAACAAAAUAUAAUUGGAGGAUGUGCUUGUAUGUGUUGUUGCUGGGGAUGUUGCAGUCUUUGCAGGGAUUGAAGACCUUUAUGCAUGGCUAAUGUUAUUUAUAUUUUUUAUUUUGAAUCUUUAUAUUCCAAAUUUUGUUUGUUGGAAUUUAAUUUAAGUUUUAAGUUGUGGAUUAUGGUCCCGGUGAAGCAAAUGGUGUCUAUUACUAAUAUUAUAUUGAUCAUUGCAGUAUCUGUAUUCUACAAGGUAUAAA